ACGGAUUGAACGGACUAUUGAACAACGAUCCCCCGACAGGUACGGUAUUGUUCGGCAAGUUCCCCUCUUCCCACCGACUGGUUAUGUGUUGCUCAGAAUGGGGAACAAGUGGCUGCUGUGAAUGGUCCAAUCCACCGAGACAUUCCCCCGACUUGGUCGCUUGUUUGUCUGCUGCCCUGCUGACCCUCAUCCUCUCCAUUUCGCUUCCUCAUCGCUCUCUCGACAAAACCUGUCCGUCCGCAGGAUCGGGGUUCGGCGUUUUUGCUUCGAUCAGGGCGAUAAAGGUGUUAUCGCGGUUAUCGCUAUCUCGAGAAUCAUACUUGCGGAACGGCUGGCGGUCUGGCUUCAUUAUGACUGUCUAGGACUGGAUUUACUGCGACCACCCGUGCUUGUCGCUGCCACGAAUCGUCCUGGCUAGCUGUUCGACUGUCUACAAACCUUUCG
Aspergillus costaricaensis CBS 115574 is the source of this 444-nucleotide messenger RNA. RefSeq lists its product as uncharacterized. The record is from RefSeq and is a predicted model, not a curated record. Bases 84 to 362 code for a protein of 92 amino acids. The transcript is spliced from 2 exons. Lineage: Eukaryota; Fungi; Ascomycota; Eurotiomycetes; Eurotiales; Aspergillaceae.